AUUCAAUAGCGCAGACUCCACCCGCACAGGCACUCCAAGAACAUAAUCAGGCGUUCACAAUCUUUUACCAAGAACUCGCGCGGAGUUUGGAUAUUGUACACAUAACUGUGGCGGGAGAUGUUGGACCGAGGAGGAUAGAGACGACUUCGUUGUUUUUAUAUCUCAAAUUGUGUCGAAACAAAGUCGGAUAUCAGGAAGAAUUGACGCUUUUGCUGGAGGGAGACGCAACGAUGGAGGAUUUCGGAAUUUAUGCGCUUUUCGGUGUGAACGGUCCGCCUCAGAGGCUGCUAAGUGCUGAAGGUUCGUGCAGGGUGGCGGUUGCAGUUCCUUCAGGUGUCCGUCAGGUGGUGCUGUUCAGCAGCGGUCCGUGGGGGGAGAGGAUCUGCGUCAACGCGGAGCUCAACGAUGCUGACCGGAUGCCCAUCACCAUCGGCAAACUGACUCCAUAUAACAAGUGCCUGUCGUGGGAGCAGUGGGAAGAGGAGACAUGGACAGACAGCGUCACACUGAAUGUCACUCUGGAGGGAGGAAACCUGGUAAAAGCAGACUGGGCAGAACCAGAGCUCGUUCUGGCUGUGAAGGAGUACACGCCAAAGGACACGGUGGCUCCCCUCGCAGCCCGGGAGCUCAACGGCAAGAGGAAGCGAGAACGAACGUCAGAGGAGGACGGUGAUGAGAAUAGGGUGACGAAGAGAGGGGAAGAAGAGAACAUGUGUCCAAACAGUGGCGUGGAGAAGACCACACCUGUGCGUAAGGCCAGAGGUCAAAGCAAAGCGGGCCAGAAGCUGUUCAGCAGUGGAGGAGAUGCAACAAAGAUGAAGGGAGCAGCUAAUGGAGCAGGAGAAGCGCAAGGGAUUGCGGGAAGGACGCCUCCUCAGAGUGCAGCCAGGACAAAGAGUAGGCAGGCCAAGACUCCCACACAGAUGGCCCCAUUGGUCAGCCCGUCAGGUCGCUGGGGUCAGACUCUGUGUCCCAUCGAUACUCAGACAGCUAUUCUGAUUGGAGGGCAGGGAGCCAGGAUGCAGUUCUGCAAAGAUCCAAUGUGGAAGCUCUGCACAGAGGACAUGUCCUGGGUUGCAGCUGAGACUCUGGCAGAGGGUCCAACACCUGAGGCCAGGAUCGGCCACACGGCCGUCUAUGACCCAGACUCAAGGAGGAUCUUUGUGUUUGGAGGCUCAAAGAACAAAAAGUGGUUCAAUGACGUUCACAUCCUGGACACGCAGAGCUGGAAGUGGACCAUGGUGGAGGCUCAAGGUAAGGUCCCUCCUCUGGCCUACCACAGCUGCAGUAUGUUCCGUGGUGAACUGUUUGUGCUUGGAGGAGUGUUUCCUUGUCCGAACCCAGAGCCCGACGGCUGCAGCGACUCACUGUAUAUCUUCGACCCCCACCUGUCCAUCUGGUACCAGCCUAUUGUAACAGGCAACGCACCAUCCGCCCGCUCAGGUCACUCUGCAUGUGUGAUGCAGGAGAGAAAGAUCUAUGUGUUUGGUGGAUGGGACACUCCUGUCUGCUACAAUGACAUGUACAUGUUGGACCUGGGUCUGAUGGAGUUUUCUGCUGUGAAAACAACUGGGACAGCCCCGUCUCCUCGAAGCUGGCACGGCAGCGCUGUGCUCUCAGACACACAGUUCCUGAUCCACGGAGGUUACAAUGGAAACAACGCUCUCAGCGACACCUUCAUCUUUGACACAGACACCAACAGCUGGACGGAGGUGACACUCCCUCAGCUGUCUGUCCCCAGGGCGGGACACUCCAUCAUCACGAUGCAGGCAGGCGGUCACCACCUCUUCUCAGAGGUGGAUGAAGUGGUGGACGCUGACUCCGGCAGCAGAACUCUGCUGGUGUUCGGAGGUGGCGACAACGAGGGCAACUUCUACUCCGACCUGACGAUAGUCGCGGUGGAGGAGCUGCUCACUGCUAUUUAAAGAGUGAGAGUGGGUCAGAGGUGAAUCCUCACUGCCUGACUGGAUAUGAAACAGACUCUUUAUUAUUUAUAUGUCUAUAGGUUGUCUUCGUCUCCUUUGGUUGUUUCAGCCCUCUCUUCUUUCUUUUGUUUUUUUGAAAGGGUUAGAAAACUUGAGUAGUGGAGUAACAUGGUUCAUGUUGGAUGUACAAUCUGGGCAUUUCUUGAAUACAUAUUACAUACAUCUUUUAAAAACAAGCUUUAAAGAAAAGAGAUUCCUCUCCCCUUGUGGAUCCAUAUUAACAAGAACAAAGUUUUUAUGUUCAUAAUUUAAAGCUUUUCAAGUUUUUCCUCAGGUCUAAUGUAGGCUGCCAAUCUUCUGUCGUAAGCUCACGCCAUAAGCUGACUCCUCUUCCCACUUUAUGAUCAAUUUAUUUUGAGUACUUUUUUUUUUUUAACAUCAAAAGCCUUGAUGAUUCUGAGCAUGUCAAACUUGCAUGCAAGCGGACUCCUCUGCUGCUUCACACCUCUUCCAUCCCCACCUGUACCUGUCUUCUUCAUCCCCAGAGUUAAAGUCCUGUUACAUGUCCCCCAUUGUCAAACUGGACUCUGUACGUUCCAGUCUUGCUGUGUUCAGUUGGAGGCUGCUGAGCCCAGUUGAACUGUCCACACACCUGCUCCAGACCCACUUACUGGUGGUCAAAAACUCCUGUGCUUGUAGUGUAUUUGCCAACACUCCCCCUAGUUAGCUGUGCAGCUAACUAGAAGCUACAGUUCGCAGCAGUCAGCAACUUCCGUGUUGCAGCUAUUUGAUGCAUUCGUGUUCAGGUGGCAGCCGUAGUAAAAUGUCUUUUUAUUUUUUACGUAUAUAUGUUGUUUCAUGUUGCUCGACAGCGGCGAGUGCAGUAAUUGUAUUUCAUAAUGCUCAAAAUCGCAUUCACUUCACUUAUUCACUUAAUAAACAUUUGAUUUUAUGGUGCCUUUUAA
Messenger RNA from Acanthopagrus latus (yellowfin seabream), 2890 nucleotides. RefSeq names its product kelch repeat-containing protein (gene krcp). Bases 231 to 1925 code for a protein of 564 amino acids. Lineage: Eukaryota; Metazoa; Chordata; Actinopteri; Spariformes; Sparidae. The record is from RefSeq and is a predicted model, not a curated record. Gene Ontology annotation, molecular function: protein binding. The transcript is spliced from 13 exons.